Hypanus sabinus (Atlantic stingray) is the source of this 2824-nucleotide messenger RNA. RefSeq names its product lipase maturation factor 1 (gene lmf1). The transcript has 9 exons. The coding region runs from base 2 to 1369 and encodes 455 amino acids. The record is from RefSeq and is a predicted model, not a curated record. NCBI's taxonomy places the organism in Eukaryota, Metazoa, Chordata, Chondrichthyes, Myliobatiformes, Dasyatidae. Gene Ontology annotation, biological process: protein maturation. Gene Ontology annotation, cellular component: endoplasmic reticulum membrane.
CAUGCGCGAACGCACAAAGAUGGCGGCAGUGCGAGCUCGGCGGGUAGCUGGUGUUCCGCAGCCCGGUAAAGACGUUCAACAAGAAGGGCACGUCACACUCAAGGGCGCUGGGCUGCAGCCGGGAACCUUCUGGCUCACCAGGAUAGUUCUGCUGCGUUCCAUAGCUUUCAUUUACUGCUGGGAGUCUCAGUUGCUAGAAACUGGGUUCCUUGGAAUUUUCCUGUGCCCUGUGCUGACCCUCCAUUCCAUUCCACAUCAUACACCACCAUCCAAAAUAGUCAUCUGGUCUUUCCGUUGGCUCAUUUUCCGCAUUAUGCUAGGAGCGGGGCUGAUUAAGAUCCGUGGAGAUCGCUGUUGGAAGGAUCUGACCUGCAUGAACUAUCAUUAUGAGACUCAACCUGUACCUAAUCCAAUUGCAUAUUACAUGCAUCGAUCUCCAUGGUGGUUCCACAGCUUUGAAGUUCUGGUCAACCAUUUUAUUGAGCUCAUUGUUCCAUUUUUCCUACUUCUGGGACGCCGGAUGUGUAUUGUCCAUGGAAUUCUGCAGAUCUUUUUCCAGGUCUUACUCAUCAUCAGUGGGAAUCUCAGUUUCUUAAACUGGUUGACUAUUGUUCCCAGUAUUGCUUGCUUUGAUGACUCCAAUCUGGCCUUCCUCUUCAGCUCACGAAAAGGCAAAGCCAAAGAUCAAGUAUCCAUGAUUCAGGAUAAAGAGGCAGUAGGUCAGAAACCACCUACUCAUUAUGGUGCCUUCAUUCGACGUUGUCUGAACAUCUCCUUUGGGGUCCUCAUUGCUUACCUCAGUCUACCGGUGAUUGUAAACCUGUUUAGUUCGACACAAAUGAUGAACACUUCCUUUAAUCCAUUGCGAAUUGUCAACACCUAUGGAGCCUUUGGAAGUAUUACAAAGGAACGGACUGAGGUCAUAAUUCAGGGAACAAUGAAUGUGGAUCCAAAAGAUUCCAGUGCCUUGUGGGAGGAAUAUGAAUUCAAGUGUAAACCUGGCAAUCUAAAGCGGAGACCCUGUGUUAUUAGUCCGUACCAUUACCGUCUCGACUGGCUAAUGUGGUUUGCUGCAUUCCAGACCUAUGAACAAAAUGAAUGGUUAAUCCAUUUGGCUGGACGACUUCUGAUGAAUGAUAGCCUUGUAAUGUCACUAAUGGAAUACAACCCAUUUCAAGAUGGAGGACCACCAAGAUGGAUAAGGGGAGAGCACUAUCGCUACAAGUUCAGCAGACCUGGUGGCAGCCAUGCUGCGGAGGGAAAGUGGUGGAUUCGGAAACGGAUUGGUGCUUACUUUCCACCUCUCAAUGUGAAAGGGCUGAAGAGGUAUUUUCAGGAGCGGAAAUGGCCCAUUCAAGGCAACCACUGAAGCAAUGAUUCCUUUAUGAGCUAAGGCAAUUGGCUUGCAGCACCUCAGGAUGCAAACAUAUAAUUUCAUUCCGUAAAGCAUAAUGACUAAUUUCCAUCUGACAGAAUCAAAAUGACUGGAAUUACAUUGUUCCCUACACAGUUAAUAUAUUUUAAUUGAAAGUGGAAGUCAUUUUUAAGAUCUGUGAUGUUUUCAGAUGAAACUCCAACAAAUCUUCAUACCCCAAUAUCUACAAUAUUUCCAGAUUUCAGUGGAAGUUUCUUUAAAGCAUUAUUUCAGGAAAUUGUAAUUCAGACCUAUUUCUUGUUUUCUUUCUAUGCAUCUUCACUUGACAGACAAAAAUCAAGCGGCUAAAACAGGAACAUUUCUUUCCACAUGUGUGAAGAGCUGUGUUGUUUCAGUAGUGGACUCUACAUCCUCUAUUCAUUUAACAUUCCACCAGUGUGCCUGUGGAGUGUUAUUUCCACUGAGUUCUCUGGGAUCUUUGACAUACAAUUAGACCAACUGCUCUGUGCACCUCUCUUCUGUGCAGUUUCCUGCACAAUAUCUCAACCUGUAAAGCUCCUAUGUCAAUCUUCAGAAAAGGUUUGGCCCAUUGAUUUGUCCCGAAUCAAGUUCAACCCACGGUUUGUCCUGGUGAAGGGUCUUAGCUGGAAACAUUGACUGUUUACACUUUUCCAUAAAUGUUGCUUUGCCUGUUGAGUCCCUGCAGCAUUUUGUGUGUGUUGCCCACUGUUAUGUGUGGCUACAACCAAGGAGUGUUGGAUCUAGCUCCCCAACACUCAAACCCACCCUACUACCACCCGUACCUAUCCCUAUCUCCCAACAUCUACCUAGCCACACCCAAACCCACCCACAUCUACCCAUCCCUAACAUUUAUAUUUCCCAAGUCUACUUCUCCAUACCCACACCUACCCAUCCCUUAACAGCCCAUCUCCCAACAUCUACUGAGUCACACCCAAACCCAACCACAUCUACCCCUUCUGACCCAACAACCAACCAUCAUACACACCCCAUUCAUUGUUUUAUCUGCUUAUUUAAUAACAUAAUUAAUCAAUUAUGCUGUUAAGGUGGAUUGUUGGGCAAUUUAAUCCUUGAUCUUGGCGAACAAUGGUUGAUCCCUUAAUAGCUUCAGAGUACAAAGUGAGAGAAUGAAUUGAAGUUGAACAUUGAUUUUAUUCUGGAGGCCAUAACCAUUCAAAACUUUGUUGUAAUUUGAACCGUCUUCUUUUAAAUGCAUUUGUUCUAAGUAUCAGUGAUUUAUGAUGUUGAUUCAUCUUUCUGGAAGAAAAUAGACAAAGAACUGCCUGAAGGUUGUGUGGUGGCUUUGUGAAUGUGAUCCCAGGCAAGCUAAAGACUCAACUCCUCUUGAAGUGGUUUACUGCUGAUCAAUCAACUCUUUAACCAGAAAUGGAUUUUGUAUUUUCAAAAUUAAAUAAAGGAAUUUAUCACCUG